This is a messenger RNA of Micropterus dolomieu (smallmouth bass), 2988 nucleotides long. RefSeq names its product Yes-related kinase (gene yrk). Gene Ontology annotation, biological process: cell differentiation; protein phosphorylation; integrin-mediated signaling pathway. Gene Ontology annotation, cellular component: extrinsic component of cytoplasmic side of plasma membrane. The record is from RefSeq and is a predicted model, not a curated record. NCBI's taxonomy places the organism in Eukaryota, Metazoa, Chordata, Actinopteri, Centrarchiformes, Centrarchidae. Gene Ontology annotation, molecular function: ATP binding; signaling receptor binding; non-membrane spanning protein tyrosine kinase activity. The transcript is spliced from 14 exons. Bases 205 to 1959 code for a protein of 584 amino acids.
CCAAGCCUUCCGGAUGAGGCGUCACUUCUCACUUGCUCAGCGCAGUAGCGCGCGGCUUUUCUUCGUGCGCCCCGCGAGUGUCUGUUCCCGUGCGCCUGACUCCAGGAUCCUCCGGGAUAACGACAGAUUUGUGUCAGUGGCGAUGGUGAUUGACAGAUGAUCUGACAGAGGAAGACAUCAGACGCCGUCUCCGUGCUAGUUAUUAUGGGGUGUGCCUGUUGCAAGCAGAAGAAGUCCACCAAAGCAGUAGCAGCAAUAGACGUUACAGAUCUGUCUCCUAGCAACGCAGAUGGAGGGUUGUCCGCGGCCUUGAAUCAGGGCCGUUACUGUCCCGACCCCACUCAGACCAUCCCAGACUUCAACAAGGGCUUCACAUCGAGCACCAUCUUCCCCAACACCAACACACACCAGCGGGCUGGAGGCAUAACAUGUGGUGGAGUCACUCUCUUUAUAGCUCUGUAUGACUACGACGCUCGCACCGAAGAUGACCUUACUUUUCAGAAAGGAGAGAAAUUCCAGAUCAUCAACAAUACAGAGGGUGACUGGUGGGAGGCUCGCUCUUUGGACACAGGCCACUCAGGUUACAUCCCCUCCAACUACGUAGCUCCUGUUGACUCCAUACAGGCUGAAGAGUGGUAUUUUGGGAAGAUGGGGAGGAAGGAUGCGGAGAGACAGCUGCUCGGCCAUGGCAACCAGAGGGGAACUUUUCUCAUAAGAGAGAGUGAGACCACCAAGGGUGCUUACUCUCUGUCUAUCCGUGACUGGGACGACAACAAGGGAGACCACGUCAAGCAUUAUAAGAUCCGCAAACUAGACAAUGGUGGCUACUACAUCACCACGAGAUCACAGUUUGACACUGUGCCGCAGCUGGUACAGCACUACACAGAGAGAGCGGCGGGUCUGUGCUGCCGUUUGAUUGGCAGCUGUAAGCGAGGCACGCCUAAACUGGCUGACUUAUCAGUGAAGACCAAGGACAUGUGGGAGAUUCCCCGCGAAUCCCUCCAGCUGAUUAAGAAACUGGGCAACGGCCAGUUUGGAGAAGUCUGGAUGGGCAGCAAUGACGGGCUGUGCUAUUACCUGACCAUGCCCUGUCCCAACAGCACCCCGCUCACCAUAGGCCUUGGGCGGGAUGCCUGGGAGGUGUCCAGGGAAACGCUGUCAAUGCAAACGAAGCUGGGACAGGGCUGCUUCGGGGACGUUUGGAUGGGCAUGUGGAACGGUACCACCAAGGUAGCGGUGAAGACUCUGAAGCCAGGAACCAUGUCCCCAGAGGCCUUCCUGGAGGAGGCUCAGAUCAUGAAGCGACUCCGCCAUGACAAGCUGGUGCAGCUCUACGCCGUUGUGUCUGAGGAACCCAUCUACAUUAUCACCGAGUUCAUGAGCCAAGGAAGUUUGUUGGACUUCUUAAAAGAUGGGGAAGGGCAGAGUCUGAAGCUGCCUCAGCUGGUGGACAUGGCUGCGCAGAUUGCAGCUGGAAUGGCGUACAUCGAGAGGAUGAACUACAUCCACCGUGACCUGCGAGCAGCUAACAUCCUUGUUGGAGACAAUCUGGUGUGCAAGAUCGCUGACUUUGGUCUGGCUAGGCUCAUUGAGGACAACGAGUACACAGCCAGACAAGGGGCGAAGUUCCCCAUCAAGUGGACUGCUCCAGAAGCUGCAUUGUAUGGACGCUUUACCAUCAAGUCAGAUGUCUGGAGCUUUGGCAUCCUACUAACUGAACUCAUCACUAAGGGACGGGUGCCAUACCCAGGCAUGAACAACCGUGAGGUGCUGGAGCAGGUGGAGAGGGGCUACCGGAUGCCGUGCGCCCCGGGCUGCCCCGCCUCGCUCCAUGAACUGAUGCUGCAGUGCUGGAGGCGGGAGGCCGAUGAGAGGCACACUUUUGAGUACCUGCAGUCCUUCCUGGAGGAUUACUUCACCGCCACAGAGCCGCAGUACCAGCCCGGAGAAAACCUGUGACCAAACACGCAUAGGACAGACGUGGAGCAAUUAAGGGACAAACAGAAAGAGAAUGACAGAAAGACAGACAGGCAGGCAUGGAUAUGUACAUGCACUUACACUGAUAGGCAUGUCAUUGUCCAUGUACAUGCUUUCAUUGUAUUUGUUCCACACAUACUGUACAUGCACACACAAAUAUUAAGAUACAUAUCAUUUGCCUUGUUUAAUUGUUUCCUCCUUUUGAUCAUUGAUCACCGCAGCCCACUCAAGACAGAUCAGUCCACCAUGUUGAAGAGCAGAGUCGGAGCUCUGCUGGUCAGGCCUUGCAGUAAUGUUGCUUUACUCUGUAACCAUGACAACAAGGAACUGAAAGAAGAUGUAGAUGGUUGUGUUGAGGUGGGGGGAUGUCGAGUUGGUACUCGAUCUGUUCAGCUGCCAUAUAUGUUCAGCUCCUUUGAUUUCUGUAUCUGAGAAAAGAGAUUUAGUAGGCCAACUGUUUACCUGAGAUAAAUAUAUAUAUGUUGAUACAGAAAUAAUAGAAGCUGCAACAGGUUUCAGUUGGAAUAUUGUCUUUGGAAAAAUGUCCUGUGAACCUUGAUGGUAACUGAGUAGAUUAUGUACACAGCCACAGACGAUAUAAGAUUUAAUAAGAUGAACUGAUCCAUGUCCAUCACCUGUAAGGGGGAACUGAUUUUAAAAUGGCUCCAAUAUGUGCCUUAAAGUGGUCAAAUUAAGGGCUGUUUUAGAUUUUAAAUGUAAUACUGAGAGAUGGUGAGGACUGCUUUGUUUGUCUGAUCAUUUGUAUUACAAUUUUGUAUGAACUGUCUCCUUUGUUGUUUUAAUUUAACGCAGAUAUAUCUGUGCAUCACAAAGACUUCUAUAUCUAGUUAACAUAUAUACAGUUUUCAUCCAUUGGGAGGGCAGGGUGAAAUGUUACACAUAAAGGGGAAAGUCAGUGUCAGUGGAAGGAUAGUGUUUUAAAUGUAUGUGUUACAUUUAGAUGUGGUGAAUCCCCUGUCAUGUUAUUUUAAUAAAUAUCAAAUAUCUUUA